GUCUUUGUAAAAGAUAAUUAGAGCUGAAAAUAGCGGUCUCAUAAUUGAAGGCAGGUCGCAGAGUACUGUACCAUGGCAACUACAAUGCAUACAAUGAAGCUUGUUGCAAUUCCUGCAUCCCUUUCUUCUUCGCGAUUCAUGUUUAGGCCGAUUUCCAAAACCCUCAGCUUAGGUUUAAUUUCCCGCCAUAAUUACUCUCAAAAACUUCCAUUUCCACUUCUCGCUAGAGCACUUUCCUCACCUGCCUUACAAACCGCCGAAACCACGGAUAACAAAGUUGGUUUAGUUGUGAAGCAGCAAUGGAAGGCGGCGAUUGAUUUCAAGUGGAUAAGAGAUAACAAGGAAGCUGUUUCAGCCAAUAUAAUAAACAGGAAUUCCAAUGCUAAUUUGGAGCUUGUGCUUCAGCUUUAUGAGAAAAUGCUGAAUGUCCAGAAGGAAGUUGAACGGCUUCGUGAGGAAAGGAAUGCGGUUGCAAACAAGAUGAAAGGAAAACUUGAACCAUCUGAGCGUCAAAAACUCAUAGAAGAAGGAAAGAAUUUGAAGGAAGGACUUAUGACUUUGGAAGAAGACCUGGUUAAACUCACUGAUGAGCUUCAGCAAGAAGCACAAUGUAUACCGAAUAUGACUCAUCCAGAUGUGCCAAUAGGAGGGGAGGAUUGUUCAACAAUAAGAAAAAUGGUUGGUAGCCCAUGCGAGUUGAACUUCCCCGUCAAGGAUCACCUGCAGCUUGGGAAAGAACUGGAUAUCCUUGAGUUUGAUGCAGCUGCAGAGGUCAGUGGCUCAAAAUUCUAUUACCUGAAGAAUGAAGCUGUUAUGCUAGAGAUGGCCCUUGUCAAUUGGACACUUUCAGAAGUGAUGAAAAGGGGAUUUACACCUUUAACAACCCCUGAACUUGUAAGAUCUUCUGUUGUUGAAAAAUGUGGCUUCCAACCCCGUGGGACAAAUACACAGGUCUAUUCUAUUGACGGAAGUGACCAAUGCCUUAUCGGCACAGCAGAGAUUCCUGUUGGGGGAAUUCAUAUGGAUUCUAUUCUUGCUGAGUCAUCUUUGCCUUUGAAGUAUGUGGCAUUUUCUCAUUGCUUCCGCACUGAGGCAGGUGCUGCAGGCACAGCAACAAGGGGUCUUUAUCGAGUACACCAGUUCAGCAAAGUGGAGAUGUUCAUCUUAAGCCGACCAGAGGACAGCAAUUCAUACCAUGAAGAGCUCAUUGGAAUUGAAGAAGAUCUCUUCUCAUCACUAGGAUUACACUACAAAACUUUGGAUAUGGCCACCGAAGAUUUGGGUGCUCCUGCAUAUCGUAAAUUUGAUGUUGAGGCAUGGAUGCCAGGUUUAGGGCGUUAUGGUGAGAUAUCUAGUGCAUCAAACUGUACAGACUAUCAAAGCCGCCGACUGGGAAUUCGUUAUCGCCCUGCACAACCAUCAUCUACGAAUUCUAAGAAGGGUAAAGGCCCAACACAGUUUGUUCACACAUUAAAUGCAACAGCUUGCGCAGUUCCGCGGAUGAUUAUCUGUUUGCUGGAGAACUACCAGCAGGAGGACGGCUCUGUUAUUAUCCCUCAACCACUGAGGCCCUUCAUGGGUGGGCUUGAGCGUAUAUUUCCUAGAUCCAGGUAGGAUGUUAUUAUACCUCGACCAUUGAGGCCCUUCAUCCAUGGGCUCGAGCUUAUAUCUCUUAGAUCCAGCUAGUAUGAUUGUAUUA
Messenger RNA from Pistacia vera, 1699 nucleotides. RefSeq names its product serine--tRNA ligase, chloroplastic/mitochondrial-like. The transcript has 10 exons. Lineage: Eukaryota; Viridiplantae; Streptophyta; Magnoliopsida; Sapindales; Anacardiaceae. The record is from RefSeq and is a predicted model, not a curated record. Gene Ontology annotation, biological process: mitochondrial seryl-tRNA aminoacylation. The coding region runs from base 73 to 1614 and encodes 513 amino acids. Gene Ontology annotation, molecular function: ATP binding; tRNA binding; serine-tRNA ligase activity. Gene Ontology annotation, cellular component: mitochondrion.